AGGGCAUAUUUAAAUUCCAAACCUCCUUAUUCAUAUAUCUCGCUGAUAACCCUUGCUUUAACGUCAUCCCCCAAUAAAAUGUGCACUCUAAACGAAAUUUACCAGUUCAUCAUGGACAACUAUCCAUUUUACAGACAGAACCAACAACGUUGGCAAAACUCUAUUCGCCACAGUUUGUCUUUUAAUGAUUGCUUUGUUAAAGUUACCAGACAAGCAGACAAACCUGGCAAAGGGAGUUACUGGGCCCUCCAUCCAGACUCACACAACAUGUUCGAGAAUGGAUGCUUUUUGAGGAGGCAAAAAAGAUUCAAA
Messenger RNA from Helobdella robusta, 312 nucleotides. RefSeq lists its product as hypothetical. Lineage: Eukaryota; Metazoa; Annelida; Clitellata; Rhynchobdellida; Glossiphoniidae. Gene Ontology annotation, biological process: anatomical structure morphogenesis; cell differentiation; regulation of transcription by RNA polymerase II. Gene Ontology annotation, molecular function: RNA polymerase II cis-regulatory region sequence-specific DNA binding; DNA-binding transcription factor activity, RNA polymerase II-specific. The record is from RefSeq and is a predicted model, not a curated record. The annotation marks the transcript as partial. The transcript has a single exon.